AUGCUAGCCAAGCUUCAGUUGAUCGCUGCGUUGCAGGUGUUCGGAGUUUAUGCAAGCGGAUUUGCAGACAUCGUGCUUCGAGAGGUUCUGCUCCCACGCUCGCCUGCGCCAGGUCUCGUGGGCGAUGCUGUGAAUGUCUUCAAUGGAAAGCGUGGAAUUGAAGCACGGCAAGCUCCAGCAUCCGCCUGCGGAACGGUGUUGGAUGCUAUCUCCAUCUGCGAAUCGUUCAGCCCUGGAUUUCUGACUUUCGCGCCGUCAAGUCAGGCACCUUGUCUUUGCUACAGCAGUGGUACCUGGAAUCCAAACUUCUUUGACGGAGCGAUUUCCACCUGCGUCUCGUAUGCCAAAAGUGCAAGCCCAACAGACUACUCUGCAAUCGCAGAAUUGAACGGCUUCUGCACCAGCGUAGGAAAUGUGCGUGCGGCCACAGCUUCUUUAUCAGCUUCAACUAUUCGAUUGACCGGCACGCCCACCGCCAGCUCAACGACCAUAUCAUCAGCGACAAGCGCCUCCGCAUCUUCAACGUCCCCAACCAUCACCUCAAGACCAAAGACCACCAGCUCCCUCGAUUCAAACCCAGGCUGUUCCACCGUCUCCCGACUCAUCGACUCCUGCAGCUCCGCCACACGCGGAUUCACAGACGCAAGAGUCGCCUCGCAGGCCGCCUGUCUCUGCUACAGCUCCUCCACCUGGUCGCCCGACAACUUCGACGACGGCGUGCGAACCUGUGCCGAGUACGUCAGAACUGCAGAUCCGACCGAUUACUCCAUUUUUACCGCGCUCAGUGGAUUCUGCACUUCAGCUGGUGAUGUGCUCGCUGCCGUGACCGUUCCGACCACACGCGCGCCCCUUACUGGAAACCCGAAUUCGCCGACGGUCACUGGGACGCCGAAUACGGCUGCCGCGAAUGGAGGGGGAGCUGUGACCGUCACUGCGGGUGCUGGUCAGACGAAUCCUCCGGCUUCUGGUGCGGGCGCGAAUAGGUGGAAUGGGGUGUUGAGUGGGGUAUUAGCUGUUGCUGUUUCUGCUGUUUGGUUCUUGUGA
Messenger RNA from Glarea lozoyensis ATCC 20868, 1044 nucleotides. RefSeq lists its product as uncharacterized. NCBI's taxonomy places the organism in Eukaryota, Fungi, Ascomycota, Leotiomycetes, Helotiales, Helotiaceae. The record is from RefSeq and is a predicted model, not a curated record. The transcript has 2 exons. The coding region runs from base 1 to 1044 and encodes 347 amino acids.